Molecule: messenger RNA, 1170 nt
Organism: Ogataea parapolymorpha DL-1
Lineage: Eukaryota; Fungi; Ascomycota; Pichiomycetes; Pichiales; Pichiaceae
Exons: 1
Coding region: 1-1170 (389 amino acids)
Cellular component (GO): plasma membrane
Source: RefSeq, a predicted model, not a curated record
AUGGCUUUUGUCGAGAAAGCCAAGAAGGCGGCGCUGUGGUUUGCGAAGACGUACUGGUUCUACAUUGGGCUGGCGAUCUUCGUGGUGAUCGCGCGGUUUGCACCGAAUUUCGCCCGCCACGGAGGGCUUAUCCGCGCAGAGUACACCAUUGGGUACGGUGCUGUGGCGGUCAUUUUCCUUGGGUCCGGCCUGUCCAUGGGCACAAAGCAGCUGAUGGCCAACAUGGCGAACUGGCGCGCGCACACGGUCGUCCUGGUGCUGCAAUUUCUCAUCACACCGGCGAUAAUGUAUGGAUUCUGCAGUGCAAUCAAGGCGGCCCAUAAUCCCCAGAUCGACGACUGGCUGCUUGUGGGGCUAAUUGUGACGGCGUGCUGUCCGACGACGGUGGCGUCGAACGUGGUGAUGACGCGGCAGGCCGACGGAAACGAGCUUUUGACACUGAGCGAGGUGUUUAUUGGCAAUAUGCUGGGAGCCUUUAUUACGCCGGCGCUGUGCCAGAUGUUUUUCAGGGGAGCAUGGGAAUUCGGCAACCCGGCCAACGGCUCGUCUAUCACACGGGUCUACAGAGACGUGAUGCAGCAGAUUGGGUGCAGCGUGUUUGUGCCGACGUUUGUGGGGCAGGUGGUGCAAAACCUGUUCCCGAAGCAGACCAAAUGGUUUCUCACCACGUUCCGGUUCAACAAGGUGGGCUCGUUUAUGCUUUUGCUAGUGAUGUUUUCGUCGUUUUCGACGGCAUUUUACCAGCACGCAUUCACGGCAGUAAGCCACGCGUCGAUCAUCCUGGUGUGUUUCUUCAACGUUGGGAUCUACAUGCUGUACACGGUGAUCUGCUUUGCUGUGUCGCGGCCGAUUUUCCUGAAAAAAUUGCCCGAGCCUGCGGGACAGGGUGGUGCGUAUGCUUGGUUCCACAAAACUGUGGCUCCGUUUUACUACGACCGCCCAGACACGGUGGCCGUGAUGCUGUGUGGAGCGGCGAAAACGGCCGCAUUGGGGGUGUCGCUGGUGUCGGCACAGUACGGCGACAAGAACGAGUACCUGGGACAGCUGCUGGUGCCGUUGGUGCUGUACCAGAGCGAGCAGGUGCUUUGUGCGGGCUUCCUGACCCGGUUCAUGAAGAUGUGGAUCCAUGCCGAGGACAGAGACAAGGAGGUUGAGAGUGAUAGUGCUUAA